Messenger RNA from Leptopilina boulardi, 4174 nucleotides. RefSeq names its product repetitive organellar protein (gene dtr). Gene Ontology annotation, molecular function: protein binding. Bases 189 to 4106 code for a protein of 1305 amino acids. The record is from RefSeq and is a predicted model, not a curated record. The transcript is spliced from 11 exons. Lineage: Eukaryota; Metazoa; Arthropoda; Insecta; Hymenoptera; Figitidae.
AGAGAAUUGUUUCCUUGUAAAAAAAAGAAGAAAAAGAAGAAGUUUUUUUUUGUUUUUAAUUUAAAUAUUUUAUUUUCCAUUUAUUCAUAAAAAUUAGAUUUAAAAAAAAUAUAUAUAUAUAUAAUUGUCAAAAAAAAAAAGGAAUUGUAUCAGACUUUUUGCAAAUAAAAAAAAUUUACCCCAGCAAUAUGGCGACGGCAAACAAUUUUAAUGACAGUAACACUUCUGAUGAAAAUGAAUUUCAUCAGGAAAUAAUUGCCAAUAAAAUAAGUAAAUUUUCUCAUUUAGAUGAAGAAAAUAGAAGUCAAUCUUCUGAUGAUCAGAUUUUUCAAGAUUGUUUUUCAUCAAGUCCCGGUGAAUGUUCAUUUUCAUCACGAUUAGAGCAAGAUAUUAUUGACACUGAAGAAAUGACACAAAAAUUAUUAAAAAAUUUGGAAGAUUUAAAGAAUGCUGAAUUAAAUUUAAAAAAAACAUCAUCAUCAAAUUAUAAUUCAUCAUCAUCAACAUCAUCUUCUGAUUUUAAUUUAGAUGAAGAUAAACAACGCGAUGAUUAUUAUCAAUUUUUACGUGUAUGGGACGCUGAAUCCGGAAGUCAAGCUGAAGAAAUUGAAGAAAUAAUUAUGUGCAAUAAUUCUAAUGAGAAAAAAAAUAUUAAAUUAAAUUUAAAAGAAGAAAUUGAAGAAAUAAAUCGUUUAAAUACAAAAACAGAAUAUCAACUUAAUAAUUAUGAUUUUUAUGAUUUUGAAUAUAUUGAAAGUAAAAAUGAAAUUUUUGCAAAAAAUAAUGAUAAUAAUAAUGAUGAUGAUGAUGAUGAUGAUGAUGAUGAUGAAAAUAAAUGUUUAAAUGAACUUUUAGAAAGUGAAUUAAUGACGAGAAAAUUAAUGAAAGAAGUUGAUGAAAUGAAAAAAGCUCUUAAUUGUCAAAAAAGAAUUAACGAUCAUUUAAAAUGUCUUUUAGAUGAUAAACGAGAAAAUGUUAUUGAUAAAUAUUGUUCAUUCAAUGAAUUGGAACAAUUUUCUAAAAUGGAAAAUGAAAAUUUUGACGAAUUCAAAGAAAUUAAUUUUUUAACGCAGCAAAAAAUGGAAAAUGAAAAUUUUAAUGAAUUAGAAAAAAUUAAUUUUUUAACGAAGCAAAAAAUGGAAAAUGAAAAUUUUGUUGAAUUAGAAAAAAUUAAUUUUUUAACGAAGCAAAAAAUGGAAAAUUUCGACGAAUUAGAAGAAAUGAAUUUUUUAACAAAACAAAAAAUGGAAAUUAUUGAUAAAAAUAAAUUUCCAAAAAUGGAAAAUGAAAAUUUUGACGAAUUAAAAGAAAUUAAUUUUUUAAUGCAGCAAAAAAUGGAAAAUGAAAAUUUUGAUGAAUUAGAAAAAAUUAAUUUUUUAACGCAGAAAAAAAUGGAAAAUUUCGACGAAUUAGAAGAAAUGAAUAUUUUAACAAAACAAAAAAUGGAAAUUAUUGAUAAAAAUGAAUUGUGGAAAAUGGAAAAUGCAUUUAAUGAGGAUGUGAAAAUUCGAGAAAUUUUUCAAGCCGAAAAAAACAAAAAUAACAGAAAAAAUUUUGAAUUCGAAACAACUUGGAUGGAAAAUAUGAAUUUUCCACAAAAUAACGAUGAUGAUGAUGAUAAUUUUUCACAAAUAGAUAAUAAUUAUUUACCAACAAAUUUGAAAAAUUAUUCAAAUAAAAAAAUUAAAAAUUUAUCAUCAAAUAAAAAUGAUGAAAAUUUUCAUCAAUUUUUGAUAAUUAAUAAAAAUAAAAAAAUGGAAUUUCAUGAAAAUAAAGAAUUGGCAAAAAUAAUGGAAGAUGAGGAUUCAAUUUUAAAUGAAGAAGAAAUUUGUGAAACUUUGAAAAAAAUUGAAUUAUUAAAAAAAACAAUAGAGGAGGAAAAAAUGAAUGCUUUAAAAAAUCUUUGUGUGGAAUUUAAAGAAUGUGAAAUGAAAAAGAUUGAAGAGAACGACGAAGAAAUAGAAAGGCAAAUGGAUAAUGAAAGUAAAAAUGAAAAAAAUGAUAAUGAAGAAGAUAUUUUAAUGGAAAGUAAAAGUGAUAAUGAAAAUGAAAUUUUGAUGAUAAAUAAAAAUAGUGAAAAACAUUUUUAUUUAGAAAAAGAGAAAAAUGAAAUGAAAAUUUUUUAUGAUAAUUUGGAAAAUGGAAAAAUUAAUUAUAAAGAUUUUUUGAUAAAUGAUAAAAUAAUAAAUCAAUUGAAAGAGGAAAUUGAUAAAGAAAAUGAUAUUGAAAAUUUAAAAGAAAAUACCAAAGUAAAUGAUAAUGAAAAUACUCAAGAAAAUACCAAAGAAAAUGAUAAUGAAAACACUAAAGAAAAUAAUAAUGGAAAUGAUAAUGGAAAUGCCAUUAAAGAAAAUUAUAAUGAAAAUGCAAAAGAAAAUAUUAAAGAAAAUGAUUAUAAAAAUAAAAAUGAAAAUUAUAAAGAAAAUAAUAAUGAAUCUAGUGAAAAUUUAAAAAUAAAUAAUCAAGAAAAAAACGAGGAAAAUAUUGUUAAAAACAAAUCUUGCGAAAAUAAUGCUAAUCAAGAAACAAUCGAUGAUGAUGAUGAUGAUGAUUUGGAAAUUAUUGCCCAUAAAUUAAGUAAAUUAUCGUUACAAAAAAAGGAAAAUUUAAUCAAAGGCAAAUUAUACGAUUUUGAUCCAAAAAUUCAUGGAAUAAGAAUGACAGAAGAAUAUCUCAGAAAACAUUGCAAGGAACAAAAAUUAUAUCAAACUCCACAUUUAAAUGAUGUUUUAUAUUUGCAUUUUAAAGGAUUUUCGUUUAUUGAAAAUUUAGAAACAUACACUGGUCUAAAAUGUCUUUGGCUGGAGAAUAAUGGUAUUCAUGAGAUAGCAAAUCUUGAAAACCAGACAGAAUUAAAGAGCCUUUAUCUACAGAAUAAUUUAAUAAAAAAAAUCGAAAAUCUUGAAUAUUUAUUGAAAUUGGAUAGUUUAAAUUUAUCGCACAAUAUGAUUAAGAAAAUAGAAAAUCUUGAUAGUUUGAAAUUUUUAAAUACUCUCAAUAUUUCACAUAAUUUUCUCGAAGAAAGAGAAGAUAUUGAAGAAUUGGAGUCACUUGAGAAUCUCUCAAUAUUAGAUUUAUCACACAACAAAAUAGAAACGUUGGAUGUACUCGAAAUUUUAGGAAACAUCAAAUGUUUAAGAGUAUUGACAUUGACGGGAAAUCCAGUCAUUAAAUCAAUUAAAAUGUAUCGUAAAACUUUGAUCUUAAAGUGUAGGAAUUUAAUGCACCUGGACGAAAGACCAGUAUUUCCUCGUGAUCGUGCUUGUGCAGAAGCAUGGAAAAAAGGUGGUCCUGAAGCGGAAUCUUUUGAAAGAAAACGACUCAUUCAAGAGGAACAAAAUAGAAUAAAUGAAAGUGUUCUUGCUCUCAUUAGCAAAAAAAAAUCGAAACAAAUAGAAAAGGAAAAAUUGAAAGACAAAAAUAUUUCUGAUGUGAUUACAAUUAGUGGUCCAGAAGUAGAAGAGGAGUCUGCAAAAGAAAUGGAGGAAGAUUCUGAUGAAACAAAUCACCAAGACACGAUGAGAGAAAUUCUUCUACCUUGGAAAACAAAGGAUGAAGAAAUUUAUUCAAUAAAAGAGACAGAAAAUGAAAAAAAAAUUCAAAUACUAUCAUCAGUUGAUGACAAUAAAAAAGAGGGAAAUUUAGAAAUUUCAAAAUCGGAAAAAAUAUCUCUAAAGAAAAAUGACAAAAUAAUAGAAAAUCAGGAGAAUAAAUUAAAAGAAAAAAAUGUAAAUCAACAAAUUUUCAAGAAAAAAUCAAUUUUCAUCAUUACACAAGAAAAAUUGAAUGAAAAAUUAUUGAGAAAAAUACGUCCAAGAAAAAUGAAACAACAUUCAAUUUUUUCAAAAGGAACAAAAAAUAUAAUUUUCAAAAAUGGGAGAAAAAAUAAAAAAAUUAAAAAAGUAAUUUCAAAGAAAGAAUUAAUAAUUCAAGAUAACAAUUUUCUAUUAAAAGAAAAUAAAUAUGGUCUCCCAAUUAAGGAAAACUAUUAUUCAUUAUUAGAGUUAAAAAAUGCUUCUGGCGAUCAAUUAAUUAUUCCAUCAAAUGAAGAAGAAGAAGAAAUCGAUGUUGUUUCUAUUGAUACGGAAGAGAAAAAAUUUUCCUAAAAGGUUUUUAUAAAAAAGAAUUCUUUUUUUUUGUUAAACAAAAUAUAUAAAGAUUUAUCUUCACAGAA